Messenger RNA from Penicillium taxi, 540 nucleotides. Its product is annotated as chromo domain-containing protein. The record is from RefSeq and is a predicted model, not a curated record. Lineage: Eukaryota; Fungi; Ascomycota; Eurotiomycetes; Eurotiales; Aspergillaceae. The transcript is spliced from 2 exons. Bases 1 to 540 code for a protein of 179 amino acids.
AUGGCAGCCGCACAGGCUCGACAAGCGGUGCAGGCGAAUAAACAUCGUAGAGAAGAAGACUUCGGGAUAGGAGAUAUGGUGUGGCUCUCGAUGAAGGACUACACAACCAAUAGGCCGAAUCCCACCCCUGGACAGGAAGACCAGGACGCAGAGCCAGUAGUGAUUACGGGCCAGCUCUACAGCGACGAGCCCGAAUGGGAAGUAGAGGAGAUUCUCACUUCGCGAUUACACUACGGAAAAGUCCAAUACAAGGCUAAGUGGGAGGGCACAAUGCAGGACAUGGAAAAUUGGUAUCCGGCUUCCAACUUCAAGGGGUGCCCUGCCCUGCUUGAAGACUUCCACGAGAGACACCCGACAUUCGCGACUCCUAGAGGCAUCAAGAAGUGGAUGACCGCAUGGCACGACGGAUUUGAACUCGAAGACGAUCCGGCUGACGACAAACCAGAGGCACCGGUUUCGGGACGAAACCGAACCAAUAAGGGGGGUAAUGUGACAGAUACAACGGGUCAGGCGAAAGGCAGAAAGAGCAGCAUCGGCUGA